Pongo pygmaeus (Bornean orangutan) is the source of this 2200-nucleotide messenger RNA. It is a transcript of the gene DIRAS3, whose product is annotated as DIRAS family GTPase 3. Lineage: Eukaryota; Metazoa; Chordata; Mammalia; Primates; Hominidae. Gene Ontology annotation, molecular function: GTP binding; GTPase activity. The transcript is spliced from 2 exons. Gene Ontology annotation, biological process: signal transduction. Bases 859 to 1548 code for a protein of 229 amino acids. The record is from RefSeq and is a predicted model, not a curated record. Gene Ontology annotation, cellular component: membrane.
GAAAAAGGAACGACACAAUCGGGCUUCCUAGCUGCUGGCGGACCCGAUGGGGCGUCCUGCGAGGGUUCGGCAAGGGUUCUGCCAGGAUAGUAGCAGUGCCCCCAAGGAGUGAGAGGCACCCGGGGCUACUGGAGCCAGACCCUCAACCCGCCCUAGUGGGAGGCGAGGAACAACGAAAGCCUCGUAUUCCCAUUUCUCUAAUGGCUAAUGACAUUAAAGGUUUUCAUAUGGUUAUUUGCCAUCUGCAUAUCUUCAGUGAAAUGUCCGUUCAUUUCUUCUGACUAUUUUCUAAUUGGAUUUUUAAGAAUAAUUGAUUUUUGAGUUAUUUACAUAUUCUAGAUACUGGUUGUAUGCCAGAUAUGUGGCUUGUAAAUAUUUUCUCCUAGGUAAACCUUUUCAGUAUCGUUACAGGGUCUUUCACAAAGCAAAAGUUUUAAAUUUAUGGGGUCUAAUUCAUCAAAAUUUCUUUUUACCGGUCAUGCCACUAAUGUCAAUUUAAGAACCUUUUGCCUAGCCUUAGACAAUAGUUUGUUGUUUUUUAAAACCGUUUUGUAAUUUUACGCGUCACAGUUAUAUCUAGCCACUUAAUUUUUAUUUAAGGGUUUUUUUUUUUUUUUUUUUUUUUUUUUUUUUUUUUUUUUUUGGCGAGGAGGAAUCUAUAGAUGUCCUAUCUUUUCAGUAUCACUUGUGGAAAAGAUUAUCUUUCCUGCAUUAAACUGCUUUUGGACUUUCGUCAAAAAUCAGUUGGACCGGUUUUUGUUGGCAAAGUUUUGCCUGAAGCUUAUUCCAACAGGGGUCUCCUGCUGCCAGCUAAGUGUGGGAGAACUUGUGCACGUAUCUCCCCUCCGAAUCCCAACGAUGGGUAACGCCAGCUUUGGCUCCAAGGAACAGAAGCUGCUGAAGCGGUUGCGGCUUCUGCCCGCCCUGCUUAUCCUCCGCGCCUUCAAGCCCCACAGGAAGAUCAGAGAUUACCGCGUCGUGGUAGUCGGCACCGCUGGUGUGGGGAAAAGUACGCUGCUGCACAAGUGGGCGAGCGGCAACUUCCGUCAUGAGUACCUGCCGACCAUUGAAAAUACCUACUGCCAGUUGCUGGGCUGCAGCCACGGUGUGCUUUCCCUGCACAUCACCGACAGCAAGAGUGGCGACGGCAACCGCGCUCUGCAGCGCCACGUUAUAGCCCGGGGCCACGCCUUCGUCCUGGUCUACUCAGUCACCAAGAAGGAAACCCUGGAAGAGCUGAAGGCCUUCUAUGAGCUGAUCUGCAAGAUCAAAGGUAACAACCUGCAUAAGUUCCCCAUCGUGCUGGUGGGCAAUAAAAGUGAUGACACCCACCGGGAGGUGGCCCUGAAUGAUGGUGCCACCUGUGCGAUGGAGUGGAAUUGCGCCUUCAUGGAGAUCUCAGCCAAGACCGAUGUGAAUGUGCAGGAGCUGUUCCACAUGCUGCUGAAUUACAAGAAAAAGCCCACCACCGGCCUCCAGGAGCCCGAGAAGAAAUCCCAGAUGCCCAGCACCACUGAGAAGCUGCUUGACAAGUGCAUAAUCAUGUGAGCCCUGAGCCUUAAGAGCCAGCUCUUCCUAUCCUGUAGCGUGUAGAAAACGUGGACUCAUUUCACUGUGUUACAUGUACAUGGUUGAUUUUGUGCUGUUGUUUGGACUGUAACAUCCAUAUUGUCAAUAAAUAUACCUUGUAAGUGGAUAACUUUUCUUUUUCCCAGGCCAGAGAAUUCAAAUUGUUAAAACAUUGGCGUUUGAAGAGGAGAACAAAAAGUAGCAUGAUGUAUUUUAAAGUAAGGCCUUUAGUAAUGAAUUUAAUGAGAGAAAAUGUUUUGAAAAGAACAAAAUAUCAAAAUGAAUAGAAAGAAAAAUUGGAAGGUGUCCUUUUGGUAACCCUAUUAUUGUGUAUUACCUUUAAACAUUUCACAUCCUGUAAGUGUUUAAUCAUAUCUUUUAAUUGUGUAUUUAAUUGUUUUCACAACAAAAGCUUUUGAUAAAUUGCUGCGUGACAUAUACUAAAUAAAAAAAUGAAUAUGCUAUAGCUGAUCAUUAGGGGUGUGGGAGCAGAGAAAAUUGUGAAAGUGGAACUCUUUCACUAAAGAUGUUAGUAGUUUCCCAUGUCAUUUCAAAAUGUUUGAGUAUUCUGCAUAGCAGUUUGUAAAAGUGUAACAGCUUCUUGACUUAAUAAAGCUUUUCCUGCAUGCAA